GCUCGGCGGAUCGAUGUUCGCUGGCAUCGCCUCGCCCUGCCUGUGUGUGCGUGUGCGCGCGUGUGUGUGCGGGGCGCGCGUGUGUGUGUGUGUGUGUGUGAGCGCGUGUGCGCGCGUGUGCCCGCGCCGGGGGUGCGUGUGCGCGCGUGUGUGUGCGGAUCCCACAUUUCCUCCCAUCCCGAGCCUCCCUGUCCGCUCCCAUAUCACUCACUGCCUGGCAUCUGACAGCACGGAACCUGCGGCGCUCCGCGCACACACACGCACGCACACACACACACACACCGCGCACACCCGGGCACCGCUCCGCCAUACGGCUCUGCGAGGAGGAGGAGGACAGGACAGGGAAGGGAGGAAGCAGCCAGCCCCACAGUCUCUCCAGAGCUGCCUUUUUAAUAUAUACAGAUCUAUUUUGUUAUUUAUUUAUUACCGUUCUCUGGCACUGUGGGCGCCUUUCAUUUGCUCCUGAGCUUGGAUGUUUGAAUCAAAGCAAAGCAAGUGUUGCAACAGUUAAAAAAAAAAAAAAAAAAAAGAAAAGCCAACCAAAAAAAAAAAAAAAAAAGGGAGAGAGAGAGAGAGAGAGAGAAAGAGAAAGAAAGAAACCUAGAUCUCUAAAAUAAAAUAAAAACCAAACAGGUUCCUAUCAGUGAAGUGGAAAGGAGGGGGGCAGGGGAGGCUUGAGGGGGGUGCUGGGGAAGCAGCUGAGAGGCAGAGGAACACGGCUCAGGAGCGACUCAGGGCUCUCGGAUCUGGGGACAGAAGUGAGAUUGGAGAAAGUAGAGCGAUGCCAAGGAGGAAACAGCAAGCUCCCAAACGGGCUGCAGGUUACGUCCAAGAGGAAGAUUUAAAGGAAGAGGAAGAUAUAAAGGAGGAGGAAGAAGAUGACGAUGACAACAACUCCACUGCUCAGCUGCAGAGCAGCAAUGACACUGGCACGGAUGAGGAGCACGAAGUGGGUCCUGAGCAGAAAGGGAACUUCAGUUUCCAGAAUUCCCCUGUCAGUCACAUUUCCAACCAGGACGCGGAGAACGAGUCGCUGCUGAGUGACAGUAGUGACCAUGUGGCAGAUAUCAAAAACAUCUGCUCCAGGGAGCCCCAGGACCCCAAAAGCAGCGCCCACCCCAAAGCCCAGAGCGAAGCACACGAUUGCAUGGAUAAAAUGACAGCAGUCUAUGCCAACAUCCUGUCGGACUCUUACUGGACAGGCUUGGGGCUGGGUUUCAAGUUGUCCAACUCUGAAAAGAGGAGUUGCGACAACAGGAACGGAGGGAACAAAGCUGAUUUCGAUUGGCACCAAGACGCACUGUCCAAAAGCUUGCAGCAGAAUUUACCUUCCAGGCCUGUCUCCAAGCCCAACCUGUUCAGCUCGGUGCAGCUCUACAGGCAGAGCAGCAAAAUGUGCGGGACUGUGUUCACGGGCGCCAGCCGGUUCCGCUGCCGGCAGUGCAGCGCUGCCUACGACACCCUGGUAGAGCUCACGGUGCACAUGAACGAGACAGGCCACUACCAGGAUGACAACCACAAAAAGGACAAGCACAGACCUACCAGCUACUCCAAGCCCCGGAAAAGGGCCUUCCAGGACAUGGACAAGGAAGAUGCACAAAAAGUUCUGAAGUGUAUGUUCUGUGGUGACUCUUUUGAUUCCCUUCAAGAUCUGAGUGUUCAUAUGAUAAAAACAAAACAUUACCAAAAAGUGCCUUUGAAGGAGCCGGUACCAACCAUUUCUUCAAAAAUGGUCACUCCAGCCAAGAAACGUGUGUUUGAUGUGAACAGGCCUUGCUCCCCCGACUCCACAACAGGGUCUUUCUCAGACACCUUCUCUCCCCAGAAGAACACGAACCUGCAGCUCUCCUCCAACAACCGCUACGGGUACCAGAACGGGGCCAGCUACACCUGGCAGUUCGAGGCCUGCAAAUCACAGAUUUUGAAGUGUAUGGAAUGUGGAAGCUCUCAUGAUACCUUGCAGCAGCUCACAACCCACAUGAUGGUCACUGGCCAUUUCUUGAAAGUCACAAGUUCAGCUUCAAAGAAAGGAAAGCAACUUGUUCUGGAUCCUUUGGCUGUGGAAAAAAUGCAAUCGCUGUCUGAAGCACCAGCCAGUGACAGCCCCGUUUCAAAAUCAACCAGUAAAUCAUCUGCAGAAUGCAUAGGCCCUGCCUCUGAACUUAAAAAAGAAAGUAAAAAAGAUAAAGCUGAUGAUGCAAACAAAGAUGAGAAAGCAAUGAAAACUGAGGAGUAUGAAGACACUCUUCAGAAACCCCUGGAUCCCACAAUGAAAUAUCAGUACCUCCGAGAAGAAGAUUUAGAAGAUGGUUCAAAGGGUGGUGGGGACAUUUUAAAAUCCUUGGAGAACACUGUCACGACAGCCAUCAAUAAAGCUCAGAACGGAGCUCCCAGCUGGAGUGCGUAUCCCAGCAUCCACGCAGCUUACCAGCUCUCCGAGGCAGCCAAGCCGUCCUUGCCUGUGGGAUCCCAGGUGCUCCAAAUCAGGCCAACCAUGACCAAUAAAUUGAGGCCCAUAGCGCCCAAGUGGAAGGUGAUGCCUCUGGUCCCUAUCUCAGCAAACGUGAGCCAGUGCACUCAAGUGAAGAAGGAGGCUGAGGACAAGGAGGAGGUGCAUAAGGACUAUGCUAAGGAGACUGUCCAGGCUGAGCCAGCCUCACUCAGCCAAAAUGAGAGGGAACCUCCCCUCAAAGCUGAAGCUUCUGUGGAGCCAAAAAAGACAGAACCAAGUCCCUUGAAAGAAGAAGACAAAAUUAAAGAGGACAGUGGAAAAGAAAAGCCAGUUCUCAAGGAGCCACCGGCAGCUUCUCUCAGUAAUGGUUGUGCCACUGCCAACCAUUCCUCGGAGCUGCCCUGCGUGAACCCCCUGAGCGCACUGCAGUCCGUCCUGAACAAUCACCUGGGCAAAGCCACUGAGCCCUUACAGCCUCAAUCCAGCUGCAGCCCCAGCUCUAGCACAAUUUCCAUGUUCCACAAACCCAAUCUAAACAUGAUGGAGAAGCCAGUUUUAUCUCCCGCUCCAACCCCACCAAAGCCUGCAAGCGUAUCCAGGCACUAUUUGUUUGAAAACAACGACCAGCCUAUUGACCUGACCAAAUCCAAAGGCAAGAAAGCUGAGUCAGCUCAAGCACAAUCUUGUACUUCUCCACCUCAGAAGCACGCUCUGUCUGACAUCGCCGACAUGGUCAAAGUUCUUCCCAAAGCUACCACACCAAAACCUGCUGCAUCCUCAAGGAUCCCGUCCAUGAAGUUGGAAAUAGAUGUCCGACGCUUCGAGGACGUCUCCACGGAAGUCUCCACUCUGCAUAAAAGGAAGGGCAGGCAGUCAAACUGGAACCCUCAGCAUCUGCUCAUUUUGCAAGCUCAGUUUGCUUCCAGCCUCUUCCAGACAUCUGAAGGUAAAUAUUUAUUAUCAGAUCUAGGCCCACAAGAGCGCAUGCAGAUUUCCAAAUUCACUGGACUGUCGAUGACCACCAUCAGCCACUGGUUGGCAAAUGUCAAGUAUCAACUUAGGAAAACCGGAGGAACAAAGUUUUUGAAAAACAUGGACAAAGGACAUCCAGUCUUUUAUUGCAGCGACUGUGCAUCUCAGUUCCGAACCCCCUCUACUUACAUUAGCCACUUAGAAUCCCACCUAGGUUUCCAAAUGAAAGACAUGAACAGGCUGGCUGUGGAGCAGCAAACCAAGGUAGAGCAAGAAAUCUCCAGAGUUUCAGUUCAAAGAUCUCCUGAAACAAUAGCUGGAGAAGAGGACACAGACUCUAAGUUCAAAUGUAAGUUGUGCUGUCGGACAUUUGCGAGCAAACAUGCAGUAAAACUUCAUCUAAGCAAAACACACAGCAAGUCACCAGAACACCAUUCACAAUUUGUAGCAGAAGUGGAUGAAGAAUAACUCUUAAGGACGAUUGCCUUAGCCCAGCUCUCCAGCCCAGCUCCGCGCCCGGCCCCGCGCGCCACCGCGGCCCUGACAUUGAACUCACAGCAACCCGGACCGAGGAGGCUGCCAAAAAACUCCUGCUAUUCUUCUUCAUCCUCACUAACAAUUUGGUAAUGAAGUAUUGAUUUCCACUCCCCUGCUUAUGGACGAUAUUAGAUUUUCAUUGAUAAACUGCACUGGGGCUGUCUGGUCUCCACUGUCCCUUUUUGCUGUCACUAAAACAAAGUGCCACUGAAGUAAGAUAAUGACUGAGAACAUUGAUGUACUUAUUUCGUCAAUUUGUAACACUUGACAGGAAAAAAAAAUUCUUCAUAGUUUAAUGUCCAAGUGUGCUACACAAGAUGCAGUCACAUUGGAAGCUUUACUUUUCAUGGUAAUGUCCAUUUCCUAUUUAUAACCCCUUUGGGAUAGUUUGUCUAAAGGAAAUGUUUCUAUUCUGUGCAGCUAUUACUGUUGCACCUGGGUUGCCCAAUCCAGUCAUUGCACUAGGGAUCAAUACAUCACAGUAAGUACAAGAAUUAUUAAGUUAAAACAGAUUCUGAGCCAAAAAACCUCUGAACAAUGUUAAUCUUCUGUGCAAGUUGUUCAAAUAGUUAUGCUUAACCAUGUUGCUGCCAAAGAUUUGUUUGAAAUGGAUUAUUUUCAGUUUGUUUUAUUCCUCAGAUAUAUAUAUAUAUUUAAAUCUCCAUUACGGUUUAUGACGAGACAUAUGGG
Zonotrichia leucophrys gambelii is the source of this 4651-nucleotide messenger RNA. RefSeq names its product teashirt zinc finger homeobox 2 (gene TSHZ2). Gene Ontology annotation, cellular component: nucleus. Gene Ontology annotation, biological process: regulation of transcription by RNA polymerase II. The record is from RefSeq and is a predicted model, not a curated record. Bases 782 to 3892 code for a protein of 1036 amino acids. The transcript is spliced from 3 exons. Gene Ontology annotation, molecular function: DNA binding; DNA-binding transcription factor activity, RNA polymerase II-specific. NCBI's taxonomy places the organism in Eukaryota, Metazoa, Chordata, Aves, Passeriformes, Passerellidae.